GCGUGAACGACAACGCAGAUUCCUCGACACCUCUUCCUCCGCCAACACCGCCAAGAUGGGUCGUCUUCACAGCAACGGAAAGGGUAUCUCUUCGAGUGCCAUCCCAUAUUCGCGCGCUCCACCAGCAUGGCUCAAGACCACCCCGGAUGCCGUCGUUGAUCAGAUCUGCAAGCUCGCGAAGAAGGGCGCCACUCCAUCGCAGAUUGGUGUCGUUCUCCGUGACAGCCACGGUGUUGCCCAGGUCAAGAUUGUCACCGGUAACAAGAUCCUCCGUAUCCUCAAGUCCAACGGCCUCGCCCCGGAAAUCCCAGAGGACCUUUACAUGCUCAUCAAGAAGGCCGUCGCUGUCCGCAAGCACCUCGAGCGCAACCGCAAGGACAAGGACAGCAAGUUCCGCCUGAUUCUGAUCGAAUCCCGUAUCCACCGUCUCUCCCGCUACUACAAGACCGUCGGUGCCCUCCCACCAACCUGGAGAUACGAGAGCGCCACCGCCAGCACCCUCGUCGCAUAAGCGCAUUUUUGCUCGUGGGGUUUGGAGAAAAGCAUCUGGGAAGGCAAGGCAUGGCGUCAAGGAAGAUAUUCACUGCACGCGAAAUAUUCGUGCUGCUACGAUGGAGGAGCAUACCUGCAUGAUGUUCAGGUAGAGU
Molecule: messenger RNA, 647 nt
Organism: Pseudocercospora fijiensis CIRAD86
Lineage: Eukaryota; Fungi; Ascomycota; Dothideomycetes; Mycosphaerellales; Mycosphaerellaceae
Exons: 4
Coding region: 56-511 (151 amino acids)
Biological process (GO): translation
Cellular component (GO): cytosolic small ribosomal subunit; nucleolus; ribosome
Molecular function (GO): small ribosomal subunit rRNA binding; structural constituent of ribosome
Source: RefSeq, a predicted model, not a curated record